Messenger RNA from Phycomyces blakesleeanus NRRL 1555(-), 1098 nucleotides. RefSeq lists its product as hypothetical. The record is from RefSeq and is a predicted model, not a curated record. Lineage: Eukaryota; Fungi; Mucoromycota; Mucoromycetes; Mucorales; Phycomycetaceae. The transcript has 4 exons. The coding region runs from base 1 to 1098 and encodes 365 amino acids.
AUGGGAAAAAAAGAGGUGCCCCUGGGGGUUCCCUGGGGGGCUGCCCAGGAAGCCGCCCAGGAGAAGCUUUUCAUUCGCCUCCUUUCCCACUUCCUGCCUGUUAUGAAUUAUUACAUAACUCUGCUAUCUAACAGAUCAAUGCGUAAACUUAGUAGCUCGGGUGUACACAUGAAUGGGUUUGGUCUCCCUGCGGCUCUCAGAGCUUAUCUCAUUUUUAUCCGCCCCAUUCUCGAGUACGGCUUACCCAUUGUUCCCACUAGCCGGAGUGACAUUCGUAUCUUGAAGAAGGCUCAGAAUAUGUGUCUCCGGACAUGUAUUCGACGGCCCAAUGCAAUGAUGGGAGCUGUUCAUAUCGCUGCAUUAGCUGCUCUACCCAACCUAUUCACCUGUUCCCGUGCUCUUCAAGCCAAAUUUCUUCGUCGUGCUGAAACACUACCCUCAGACUCCUGUACUCUGGAAAAGGCCCAAUUGCUGAAAGAACAUCAACCUCGGUUGAAGGACCCAUUAAAAGAAGCUUAUGUUCUACUGUGCCAAAAAGAAAUCGACAUGCAACUUGCGAGCGUUAACCAUCCGGUAACCAUUGCUAGAGGCUUAUGCAAACCUGUCUGGGAUCUGGUCUUACUACUGCCCUGCACUCGUUCAGAACGGCGCCUUGAGUGCCAAUGUGGUGCUAUCAAGGAUAACCGAAAUCAUAUGCUCAUAUGCUCUGCCAUAAUCGCUCUUGUUCAAAAACUCUGGGCUUUGCUGGAUCCUGCUCCUCCUCCAGAGGUUCAUCCCAUCGACUAUGUUCUCAACUGUCUCCCCAGAUCUUUCAAAUCGCCUGGUACGUGGUGCGAUUUGUGGCCGUGCUUGCUUGCCUUGCUACGUGGUGUUGAUCAAACCACCUCAUCCUAUAAACUGCCAGAAGAAAAAGCUCAUGAUCAAAUCCUUAUCGACCUUGCAGCAAAAUUCCGUGCCACAAAACCAACCCAUCCCCACCGCAUCCCGCCGCCCACCCAAGAACCUGUCCCUGGUGAUCCGUUUCCUUAUUUGCGAUCCGAAAUUUCCACCAUUCCUCGUCAACCACCUCCAUUUGUGCCCGCCCGAAAUUAUGCCUAG